AGUCGUGCGAACGAUGUCGGAGUGUACUGACAUGCUUUGAGGCAAGUGGUGCAAUAGCAUAGAGUGGAAUUGCGAUUUUCAGUUUUCACAUUCGAACGAAAUAUUUCGUUCCGUUUUUCCUAGUCGUUCGUCGGUUUUUGUUUGAUUCGUGACGGGGAAAUCAAGAUUUUAAGAUACUUGGAAUUCGGUGUCGGAUUUUACAAAGGAAGUAAAAUUAGUUAUUGUGGAAACAGUUUAACCGGUCGUGGUUUCGGGUUGUUGGCGAUUGUGCUCAAGUGAAGACUAUAGAGUUUUCAAAUUUUUUGUUUCCAUUCCCGAUUACACACAACAAUCAUCGACUGAAAAGAAACUGUGUGUGUGUGUGUUUUUAAAUGCGAACAUAUUAUGCGGUGACCACAUGAAGUGCGACAAUCAUUCAUUACGGAAUAAUAAAAUGCGUACCGAAUAAAUUUACUGUUUCAUUUGUUUGCUUUGGCACAGCGCGCCAGUGAGAGAGAGAGAGAGAGAGAGAGAGAGAGAGAGUGCGAGCCAGAGUUUGUUUGUCGACUGUGCACUUUUGCUAAAUGAUUAUCCAUUUAUUUAACACGCAAACCGAAGCACACCAGUUAAAGUUUUACGGAAAAGCCGAAAGAACAGAACAAAAAAAACUGCAGUCAGUCGCCAGUGAAAAUAAAAUAUGAAUAAUUUGCUGAAAAUUUAUUAACUAAAAUGGUUGACGGUCUUUUUUCGCCACACUCACUCAUUCAUUCAUUCAUACCCAAGUGGAUGUCGCGCGCUCGUUCGGCUAGCUGAACAGAAGUGAUUAAUUCAAAUGAAUAAAAGCAAUGAAACUUUUGUAAAUAAGCAGCAGCAGCAGCAGCAGCAAUAAAAGCAACAGUGCUAAAACAUUCAUUGUGCAUAGUGAAAACUUUGGGCAGUCCAUUAGUGAUCAAUUUGAUUCGAUUCAAAAUACAUUCGAGACAAAAGAAGUCCGAUCUGCUAAGUGGUGGAAAUAUUUUUAACCAGAAAAUCGAUUGGCCAGCCGUUAAAUUAUAAAUUCCAUGUUUUUUUUCAUCAAAUAAGUGAUAUUUAGCGCAAAUCGUACUUCCUACCCUGAAGGAGAAAAUAAAAAAAGGCCAACGAUCCAAAUUGAUCAAAAUAGCGUUUUGCGAAUUAGAUCAAUGUUAUAUGCGUAGUGUUUAAUUAGUUGAAUUUAUUUGUUACAAUAGGUGUUCUUUUUUCUGUGUGGUGCGUUUGCCAUUAUUUUGUUUAAUUUUCGUUCUGAAAAUGAAAGAUGACAACAAAAAAAGAUAGAGAAUCAGCUAAGAAUAAAGCAUCUGCAACAGAUCAAAAUUCGAAUUCAACAACAAACAAUUCAAACUCCGUGAAUACUGUGUCUCCACCGUCACCAUCAUCGUCGGCUCCAUCGCCAGCUGGAAACGCAUUAGAAAUUAGCACAAAUUCAACAACAAAACGUACAAAUAAGCCAUUGAUGGAAAAACGUCGACGGGCACGUAUCAACCAAAGUUUGGCCAUUUUGAAGGCGCUUAUUUUGGAAUCGACCAAAGCAAACAAUAGCAGCAAAACGGGCGAUGUACAACAACCGAAGCACACUAAACUCGAAAAAGCCGAUAUAUUAGAGUUAACGGUGCGCCAUUUCCAAAAACACCGUCACAUUGACAAUGAGGCGACCGACAAAUAUAAGGCCGGUUAUGCUGAUUGUUCCAGAGAGGUAGCUCGGUAUUUGUCAACGCCUGAGCCACCACCAUUACCGUCGGUCCCCAGCCUAGCGGAUAACGGUUGCAAAACUCGUCUUUUACGGCAUUUGGAUCAAUGCAUUGCCGAAAUUGAAACCGAAAUCUGCCCACGUCUUGAUUCAGCCACUAAUGCCAUAGCCAAAAGCACAAUUUCCGAUAAGCCAGGUUUCGAAGACGUUUCAAUGGAAGGUAAUCAAAAUUCAAACCCUUUGGAUUAUAGUCAAAGUGGCGUCGUAUACAAGGAUCUCAACGGCAACGGUAUGGCUCCAUCAAAUAUUAAAUCCAUUGAAUUUGUUGAUCAGAACGGCAUUAAAUCGCCAUCAGCUCCUUUAACCCAGCUUUGUCAAGUGUUAGCUCAUGCGUCGCCGGUGACAUCAAAUGUUGAAUACUUGUCGGAUCAAGAGUCGAAACCUUCCGAAUUUGGGUCCGAGAAAUCACUCUCGUCGGUAAAAUCAACAGUUGGUCUUGUCACACCGAAAAUUGAACCGUUACCAUACUACCCCAGUCCAGUGUCAGCCACCGCACAACACAUUAAAGACAUCAAACCGGCUGAUAUGACUCAGCUGCUUGAAUACGGUGAAAUCAAGUUGAUUGAUGCGAGUUCGGCACCAUUUCGUGUACCACCCCAUUAUCAGCUGGUAACGUCUUCGUCAUCACUACCACUCGAACCAAUUGAUAGCCCAAGAAUGAAUAGUAGCUCCCCGUUAAAGCCUUCUGCGAUAAAAACCGAGCCGACAACACUAAUUAAGCCACAGCCAACACCGACCGAUUUUGAGAAUUUAAUCGAAAUGAAUGCACGCAACAAACAGAUACAGAAUCUCGAUUCAACCGCUGACAUAGCGGCCGCAACAGCGACAGCAAAUAAGAUGAUUAAAUUUGAACCGAAAACAAUUGCAAAUACGGCGGUUGUAUCAUCAUCGCCGGGUAACAUGGUGAUUUCGUCAACGUCAGCCUCUCCGUUUUCCAGUCUGAAGGCCGGUCAAAAUGGUGGCGUAUUGAAAAUUAAGCCGGGCAACGGUGUACAACAAAUGGACGUGGAUGUGGAUACAUCAAUAAUUAGCCCGAACCCAAACCUUCUACCGUCACCAAAAUAUGCGCUCGGCAUGGAUAAUAAGCUAAUCAACAAAGUGAAAAUCGUUGUGGACAACAUGAAUGGCGGUAGCGGCGGCGGCAGUGGUGGCAGUGGUGGCAGUGGUGGUGGUGUUGGCGUGAGUUUAACGGGCAAACAUCGACUUGAUUUAGAUGCAAGUGGCUAUCAUUUAAUGCCUCAUCCGCAUGCAUCAUUAAUGGCAGCAGCAGCUGCUGCACAACAGGCCGCUUUUCCUGGCUAUAAUUUUCACAGCAGCUUCCAUUUAUACGAGUAUAGUCAAAACAAUCAAAAUUUUCUGAAUCAACAUCGCGUCGAUGCAGAGCAUCAUAAUGCAAUUGAUGACAGCAUGUGGCGACCUUGGUAAAAUGAAAGAGGAUGAAAAAAAAACAGGCGAGAGAAAGAAAGACCAAUAGCAACACACACCCAAUCAACCAUACAAACUGCACGCAUAUUGAAUUGAGCUUUGCUUUACAAAAAAAGAAGGAUAAUUCAAUCACUUUGAAUAAAGUCCUGCUGGGAUGUAGAUAGCGGAAAAGUAUACCAGUGACAAUAUGAUAUGAGCCCAUUGUUGUAGUGCAAGUGGAUAGAUAUUUCGGCGCACAAAAUAUUGAACCAAACAAAAACCGAUAGAGCAAGAGAGAGAGAGAGAGGAAGAGCGAAAUGCUGUUUUACCAAAGAAGAAAAGUCUAUGCUAGUCCCAAUAUUGCCGAAUUUUUAACAUUCCAAAAUGAUGAUUCUUUAGUGCAAUUUUCCGAGAAACAAAAAAACAUAAAAUGAAAGAAAAAACAUGUUGAACGUGUAUGUUUUAGUUUUUAUUAUUAUUAUUAUUAUUAUUAUAUCGAUUAUAUACACAUGUAACAGAUGCAUAUAAUAACGUAUUUAUUAUUAUGUUUAUGUAUAAAUAAUGGAUUGAUGUUUCAAUAAAAUACUGUAUAAAUCUAAAUGGAAGUACAGUUUCUAGCCCUUUGAUUGCACUGGAAUUCAAAUUGUAAACUGUAAGUUGCUGCGAACUGGGCGAGAAAAAUAAAGAACAAACCAAAAGAAAUAGGCACAACACAAUAAUAAAAAAAAAUGUAAAGAGAUGCUUCUAAAAGAAUGAAGAAAACAAAAUACACACACAUAAAAUUCAAUCGAAAACAUAACAAUAAACAUGUAAAUGACUACUUAAAAUUAUUGAA
Molecule: messenger RNA, 4004 nt
Organism: Sitodiplosis mosellana (orange wheat blossom midge)
Lineage: Eukaryota; Metazoa; Arthropoda; Insecta; Diptera; Cecidomyiidae
Gene: Sidpn
Exons: 6
Coding region: 1274-3190 (638 amino acids)
Biological process (GO): regulation of transcription by RNA polymerase II; anterior/posterior pattern specification; regulation of neurogenesis
Cellular component (GO): nucleus
Molecular function (GO): RNA polymerase II cis-regulatory region sequence-specific DNA binding; protein dimerization activity; DNA-binding transcription factor activity, RNA polymerase II-specific
Source: RefSeq, a predicted model, not a curated record